AAUACGCACGAACAAAUUUUCACAUUCACAACACGAUAUUGUACCACUACUACGCGAAAUACUAUCCUCAUUCACCAGUUUACGUGGUAUAAACAUACAAAUUGCAUUUAUUCUUAAAAAUUGUAGUCUAGAGUUUACCGUUGCAUAAGAAACAACGAAGAAAUUGGUGAAACGUAACUUGGUGUUAUUGUAGUUGUAUUAUAUUAGCGAGACGUGUAGAUCCGGUAAACCCAAGACAUGAACUAAAGAACACACAACUGGGUCAGAUAUAUUUUUAAUAAAUAUGUCUCUAAAGAAAGAAUCUUUAUCAGAUGUACAGUUGCACUUGGCCGCGCUCAAUGGAGACAUUUCGUUACUUAGAAAAAUUUUAGAUAGUGGAAAAGUCCACGUGGAUUCCAGAGAUAAGGAUGGAACGACACCGUUGAUAUUAGCGGCUGCCAAUGGACAUUACGAAUGCGUAAAAGAGCUUAUAGAACAGGGAGCGGAUCCGAAAUCAAAAAGAAUAACAGGCACAACUCCAUUAUUUUUCGCAGCUCAAGGAGGAUUUCUGGAUAUUGUCCAAUAUCUAUUGGAUAAAGGAGCUCCAGUAGACUCUUUAAGCGUAGAUGGUGGUAGUCCCUUAUUUGUAGCUUGUCAAUGCGGUCACAUAGACGUAGUUAAAGAAUUGAUCAAUAGAGGGGCCCAAGUUAAUACUCAUAUGAAGGAUAAAGCGAGUCCCCUUUUCAUAGCUGCUCAAAACGGUCAUUAUAAAAUAUUAGUAUUUUUAUUGGCGCAAGGAGCCGAAAUCGAUUCGAGACGAACGGACGGGGCGACGCCAUUGUGGAUAGCGGCGCAAAUGGGACACGAUCACAUAGUAGCGCAGCUUUUGAGGGCCGGUUCAAAAGUUGACGCUGCCAGGCAUGAUGGAGCAACGCCUCUUUUCAAAGCAUCGCACAAAGGUCAUUCGGCAGUAGUAGGUGAAUUAUUGAAAUACAAACCUUCCUUAGAUGUCCUACCAAAUGGAGAAACGGCCUUACACGCGGCCGCUUUUUCAGGUAGCCUUCCUGUUUGUAAACAGCUAAUAGCUGCCGGAGCUAAUCCUUGUCAGAAAAAUCAAGAGAAUCACACUCCUGCAGAAAUAGCUUUGAUGCACAGAUACAACGGUGUUGCCGAUUAUUUGAGAAAUUGUGAAAAUCGUGGCCACACUAAGAAAUAACAGUUACGUCUUGUCGUUUUUUGUUUAAUACGCAUGGGUCAUUAAGCCCCCGGACUAAUAAUUAAAAAAUAGCACUGCAGUGCCAUCUUUGUGUCGGUGCUGGGAGUUGAUGAUCCAUGUUAUAUGUCAGGGAAAAUAUUUUUAGGAGAAAAUUUUUCAUUUUUUGAUGUGAAUAACGAAAAUUUUUAAAUUAGACUGUACUUAAGACUUAGUCAUCGUGCCUUCCCCAUACUAAUAUCAGUAUUAACAAAUAAUUUCAUGCACUCUCAUAAAAUUUAUAUAGCGGUGUUGCCGGACUUUUUUUAUAAAUAGUAUAGUAGUGUGAAUAUAGGAUAUUUUAUUCGGAAGGAUACAAAGAUUGAGAUGUUGCCAGAUGUAAUAUUUCGUAGAAUUACGGGAGAAUUGAUAGAUUUUUUAUCAAAUGCACAGAUAUAUCACGAUGUUGCCGUUGCCGUUGUAGUAUUUCUUUCAAAGACCCGAAGAAAUAUCCAAAUAAUAUAAACUUUGCGAUGUUGCCAAAUGGAAUUUUUCAUAUUAUAUGGGGAAAAAUUGAAAUACUAUUAAACUGAUGCAAUAUAUAGAUCGCGGUGUUGCCGGACGUACUUUUCCAUAAUAUAUUCGAAAAUCUAGAAAUCAUCGUGCAAAAAUAUAUAGGAAUUGCGAUGUUGCCAGACGUAAUAUUUCAUAAUAUAUUCGGAAAUCUAGAAAUCAUCAUACAGAAAUAAAUAGGAAAUGCGGUGUUGCUGAACGUAAUUUUUUGUAUAAUCUAAGAAAUUAUCUACUAUUAUCCUCGAUUUGUACCGUUGCCAAAUGUAACUUUUUUCAGAUCUAGGGAAAGUUAGAGACGGCCGUAUAGAGGUUCCGAUAUUGCCAAACUCCCAUUUUUCCCGAAUAUAGAGAAAUUAAAACAAAUGUGUACAAACGUAUAUAUACAUUGCGGUAUUGCCAAAUGUAUCUUUUAGGACAAAUCACGAGUAAAAAUAUGUUUAACCGCCAUGUUGUCAAUUCCCAGUAUUAUUAUUGUUACUUUAUACAAUAUUCUUUUAUUCAACCAGCUGUUUUUACAUCACGGAAAUUUAUAUAUUAAUAUUUUUGACAUCACACUUUUUUUUCAGUUACUAGUACUGCUUCGAAAUAAAUUUGUUAUGAACCUAUAUCUAUAUAGGUUAAAUAUUUUUUUUUGUUAUAUCCAUAAAAGUUGUUAGUUAUGUAAAUAUUUGAAUUAUUUUCGGUGCUGUUAUUUAUUAUGCUAAAUAGUUUUAUUAACGCAAUUUUGUAUUAAAAACGUUGUUUAC
Messenger RNA from Diorhabda carinulata, 2490 nucleotides. Its product is annotated as ankyrin repeat domain-containing protein 29. The record is from RefSeq and is a predicted model, not a curated record. The transcript has 8 exons. NCBI's taxonomy places the organism in Eukaryota, Metazoa, Arthropoda, Insecta, Coleoptera, Chrysomelidae. Bases 284 to 1195 code for a protein of 303 amino acids. Gene Ontology annotation, molecular function: protein binding.